AUGAGUAGCACGCUGCUGAAAUAUUUUCUCCAGGAUGAUGUGGACAGUUUCAAGCGCUUGCUGGCAAACAUCAGCAAUGCGCCCACUGGCCAACGUUCCGCCGGAGCAAGCGUCGCACCCAAGAUAGGCGGCAGUCCCUCGCUCGGCUCAUCCCCAAACCCGGCUUCCAGGGGCAAGAAGGCUGCCGGGACCUCCCCAGCUACUUCGUUUCCGGACCGGGGCUCGUCCCUGCGCGGUACCCCUUCACCAUGGUCUCGCGCCCAGGUGAAUGCUCGCGAUCAGCAUGGACGGACCAUCCUGCAUCUCGUCUCCUCGUCGACAAAACCCUCCGCCAUCGACUUUGCAAACGCCCUUUUAGCGAUUCCGUUUGUCGAUAUAUAUGUGCAGGAUGUGGAGAGUGGGUGGACAGCACUGCACAGGGCAUUGUAUUCGGGGAAUGCCUCCAUCGCCCAUGCUCUGAUCAUGAGAGAUGUGCGAGGUGCAAUCGAUUUUAGUGCACCAAGCAACUCGCUGCACCCGUCUUUGAUCAAGAUGAAGGAUCGUGAAGGAAACAGUCCUUUCGAUGUUUACGGUGCCACCAUCGUUGAUCGAGACAUCAAGCAGAUUGUCGCUUUGGAUGUGCAGCCACUGCAACUUCCAACCGGUGAAGGUGCCGAUAGCCCCCCUUCAUCUGCCAACAACUCUACGUAUGGUGGGGACGACUCCGGAGAUGAAUUCAUAUCAGGGGCGAUAUUGAAACCGCGCAUCAACCUGCUAGCUGACGAGGUUUUCACAUUCGGUAGCAACAAGAAUUUGACGCUAGGACUGGGUGAUGAAGAUGACCGACACUUUCCGGAACGAAUCGUCGUGGAACGUCCACGUCACUUACUCCAACGCUUUUAUCGUGAAAGAGAAGAAGCACGCCAACGCGCAGGAAAGCUGGAACCGGGCUCCAGCUUGGACUCUAGCUAUCAAAGUGAUCUUCCGACACUGAUAGAAAGUAAACCGAUUGUAUUCCAGGACAUAUACAUGUCUAAACUACAUACCGCUAUCUUGACAACUGAUCCAGAAUCGAAUCUGCACAUGUCCGGCUUUGGACCUGGAGGCCGCCUAGGCACUGGAGACGAAGCAACAAGAUUCGAUUUUGUGUGUGUAGAAACCGGAGGCCUGGAUGGGAAGAAGGUGGUCUCAGUGGCGCUGGGCCAGGACCACUCGAUUGCAAUCUCUGACGAAGGCGAGAUCUUUAGUUGGGGAAGUAAUAAAUAUGGCCAGCUGGGAUACAACCUUCCACGAACUAGCAACAAGAACGACGUCCCAAUCCAAAGCACGCCGCGGCAAAUAUUCAAUCCGUUCAAACGUGAAGUAAUUCUUGGAGCCGCUGCCUCUGCCAUUCAUUCCGUCGUCUACAGCAGCUCGGGUCUCUACACCUUCGGUAAAAACGAGGGGCAGCUUGGGUUAGUCGACUCUGAUGCUCGCUCUCUUGAGGUUCAGGUAAUCCCACGCCGUGUUGGCGUGUCACUUUUUAGCUCGCCAAUCCGCAUGGUUUCGGCCAUUGACGGGGCUACCGCCGUUUUACUGGACAGUCAUGAGGUAUGGGUUUUCACCCAGUAUGGGUAUUCUAAAGUGGCAUUCCCCCUUGACUUCAGUUCCUAUUUUAUCAAAGAGAGCUUCCUAGCCACAAGAUACGGGAACGCAGCGAACAGGAUUGUCAAAAUCACCUCAGGCAGAAACACAAUCUGUGCGCUUUCGACAUUUGGCGAAGUGUACACUGUACAAGUGAAUGGCAAACCUGAAAACGCAUCCAUUACUUCUUCGACAACAAAUCCGGCCAAGAUUCGCAAUUCCUUGACAGUACCAGAGCGUGUUUGGUCAGUGAGGAAGUCUCACAUGGCUGCCGCAGACGUUGAUGUCGGGCAAGACGGGUCUAUUAUUAUUUGCACGACCUCUGGAUCAGCUUGGACGAAAGAAAAGAGAACUAAAAUCAAGGAAUCCAGUUCCAAAGACUACAAAUUCGUCAGGAUUCCGGGUCUAUCUAGAGUCACGGCUGUGAGGAGCAACGCGUUUGGUGCCUUUGCAGCCUCCCAGAGAGACUGCAACGUUACAAAAGAGCAGGUCACAAUUCCCCCUUCCUCCCUGUGGUAUGACUUGUUCCAGCUUCUUCCAUUCAAAUAUUUGGCGGACCAUGGGACAGAUGACACCACGGCGACCAAAUACCAGAUAGCCGAGAUCAAGGCGGCCAUUUAUUCGUCGUCUGACAUCGAAGCUGAACUCCGGCCAACUUUUCAAACAAGCACAUUGGUCAGACCAAGCAGCGUGGUCUGGAUUAAGAGUACGGUGUCUGAUGCACGGAUACCUGCGCAUGAAUUUGUGCUGGCGGGUCGCAGCUCUAUCCUGCGGGCGGCGCUGAGUGAAUUUCGACGUGUUAAAUUUUACACGAUUCUCGACAUCAUGACAAUUGAGUACGAUCAAAAUGGAGAUACUCAAAUCACUUUCCAAGGACUUGAUUUCCUCACACUUUUGAACCUUGUGUUUUUCGUCUAUACCGAUAGUGCAUUGGACGUAUGGCGUGACGCUAGACGCGAUUCAGUCAAUGCGUAUAGGUAUCGACAGGUGCGAACUGAAGUCAUGCGCAUUGCCGCCCAAUUAGACCUCAAGUCUCUGGAGCGAGCUGCCGUCAUCAUGGUUAAACCUAGUCGAACGUUGCCUUUUGACAUGAGAAGAGCUUUAAAGGACCCGCGCUUUUUUGAGAAUAGCGACGUUGCGAUCCAGUUGAAAGACACAACAAUCCACGCACACAGUGAAAUGAUAUGUCAAAGAUGCCCUUUCUUCGACGGUCUUUUCUAUGGUCGCUCUGGCGGAAGGUGGCUUGAUUCAAGACGGAAUGAAGAUGUAAUCACGGUUGACCUCAAAGAUAUGGAUUCUCAUAUGUUUGACUUUGUUCUGCGCUAUCUGUAUGGAGACGAGGAAGAGGAGCUUUUCGCCGAUGUCAGAUAUGACAGCAUCGACGACUUUGUUGACUUGGUUCUCGACGUGAUGUUUGCUGCAAAUGAGCUUAUGAUUGACCGUUUGGCUCAGAUAUGCCAGAAAAUGCUGGGGAAAUUUGUGAAUACUCGCAACGUUUGUCACUUGCUCAAUGCUGUUGAAGCAUGUACUGUGACCGAAUUCAAGGAAGCUGCGCUCGAGUAUAUCUGUUUGAACCUUGAGACUUUGUUGGAAAAUAGGCUUCUCGGUGAUUUGGAAGUCGAAUUGAUGGAUGAACUUGACUCGGUAUGUCAAGAGAACCAGCUCGCUCGAUAUCCAGUGUCUCGUGGGCGAAACUCUGAGCACUUUGUAUUGGAAAAGUAUCCAGAGCUCGUCGCGACGAUUGAAGUCGACAAGCAAAGACGGGUUGAUUCGAUGAGAUUAAGCUCGCGUCUCGACCAAGACGAACUAUAUGACGAAAAGAUACGGAUAAGUGCUGCUGCACCACUAUCGGCUCGUAAAAUCAAGGCACUUCAGUUUAGCGAGACCACCAAGUCAUUGUCCCCAACCCUCAAAGCUAAACAGUCGGCCGGCGAUUUGAUGUUCCAGAUGGACGACGAGACUGCCAUGUCAUCACCCAUCCCGACACGCAAGGGAAGGCCUUUUGUGCUUAGCUCGAUUCCCGAUGACUUGGGCGAUAUGUCUCAAGGGCCUUCGUUGUCCUCGAGUCAGGGGCAUAUUCCUUCAUUGUUCUUGAAUCAUGGCGAGUCACCGGGUGAUCCAAUGAGUCUAGAUGACAGAAUUGGAUCGAUAGACAGCGGCGAAGCCGGCAGUCUUCUAGGUUCACCAAGCCCGCGCGGAGCACCAUGGGCGUCCCCUGUUGUUUCUGGCAAUAAACGGGAUCUCAAAGACAUCAUGACGGAAACGUCUCAGUCUCGCAUAUCGAAUCUGACGCUUGGAAUGUCGAACCGCUCAGACACUAGUGUUCAGCCAAGCAGCAAUAACAACUUUUCUCAAAAGAUGUCACAGCGAGAAAGGAAGAAGCUUCAACAACAGAUACAGGUACAAGAGCAGUUGGCUGCACAGCAACGGGAAGCUGAUGCAAGACAAUCGCCGUGGCAGCCUAUCGGCAAGAAACCCUCGAGAGAUAUCAAAGAAGAUCCAAGUUCGCAGGCGUCUCUUCGCCCCAGUAGUCAAGCAAAGAUUAGCCGCAAGCCAUCGAUGACCCUCCGACAGACCGUGUCGGGUGCUGCCUCACCUCAACCGGCACCAACGGAGUCUGGGCCAUCAAACAUCAAACAAAACUGCAGCGUCUCACAACCUACUACUACUACUACUACUACUACUCUUAUAUCUUCAUCGGCAGGAAAUACCAACAAACAAAAGCCAGCAGCAAUACCACCACCCAGUCCAAGCUCGCCCGCAACCACGCAGCCAAUCAUCCAAUCAAUCCGGCACACGAAACAUUCCAAACGAUCCGUUUCUGGCGCCGCCGCUUCUUCCUCCCUCGAGCAACAAGCAGCCUCCUCAUCUCUAGCCUCAAUUCUCCUUCAACAACAGGCCGAAAAGGACGAGAUCCGCGAGGCGGCAAUGGCAAAGCACAAUCUACAGGACAUUCAAGCCGAGCAGGAAUUUCAGGAAUGGUGGGACAAGGAAAGUAGACGGGUGAUGGAAGCCGAGGCCAAUGCUGCUGCGACUACUACCGGUAAUAGUAGCAAUACUGCUGCUGCUCGUGAGGGCAAAGGUCGACAGCGCCGCAAGAAUCGUGGACAACCGCAGUCUCAGCAGCAGCAGCAGCAGCAACAACCGCAAAAAGAAGCCCCAGGUAAUAAACAGCCCCAGCAACCCCAGCCCCAAGGUCAGGGCCAGCAGGGAGCUCCAUCAAAUGAAAAACCAAGUCAUCGCCGGCCAAGGAAAUCAAAAGCCCAAUCUUCUUCCACCAGACUUUCAAAAACUUGA
Molecule: messenger RNA, 4899 nt
Organism: Talaromyces rugulosus
Lineage: Eukaryota; Fungi; Ascomycota; Eurotiomycetes; Eurotiales; Trichocomaceae
Exons: 3
Coding region: 1-4899 (1632 amino acids)
Molecular function (GO): protein binding
Source: RefSeq, a predicted model, not a curated record